Colletotrichum phormii is the source of this 3081-nucleotide messenger RNA. Its product is annotated as ATP dependent DNA ligase. Gene Ontology annotation, molecular function: ATP binding; DNA ligase (ATP) activity; DNA binding. Gene Ontology annotation, cellular component: DNA ligase IV complex. Lineage: Eukaryota; Fungi; Ascomycota; Sordariomycetes; Glomerellales; Glomerellaceae. Gene Ontology annotation, biological process: double-strand break repair via nonhomologous end joining; DNA recombination; nucleotide-excision repair, DNA gap filling. The record is from RefSeq and is a predicted model, not a curated record. The transcript has 5 exons. The coding region runs from base 1 to 3081 and encodes 1026 amino acids.
AUGCCCGUUCCCUUUGUUCUCGUCUGUGAUCUUCUGGAGCAGGCCCACGAGCAGGCCCACAAGCAGUGUAAGACCGGCUACAAGAACAUAAAACAACGCGUAUCCAACUGGUUCACUUUGCACCGGCAACAAGUCGACGAUCCUGAGACAGAUCCAUCUGCUCUGCUCUCUACUCUCCUCCCAGACAAACGCACCGAUCGCGUAUACUGUAUUCAGGCCGACACCCUAGCCAACAUCAUUGGCCGUACCUUUGGCCUCGGAACGUCACGCAUUCAAGAACUGCGCCGAUACAAAGAGGCUGGUCGCGGCGAGGAUUUAGCCGAUUGCGUUGCGAGAGUCUUCAAGGAAACGCCUCCUCCUGUCUGCGCCGGAAAAGAUGUCGUAACUGUUGAGGAAAUCGAUUCAACCCUCAACAGCCUUGCUGCCUUGUGUAGAUUCAGCUCGCCCGUUGUUCGGGCCUCGCAGCCCCAUUCCACCAGCAGCAACCGGCAAGAACUGCUUGGCCAUCUAUACCUUCGCCUACAAGCGCGAGAGGCGAAAUGGCUUACCCGCCUGGUCCUCAAGAACUUCCAGCCGGUCAUGCUGGACCCUGCUCAUCUUUAUCACUGCUACGACCCCUUACUGCCCAUGAUACUCAGGGUUCAGGAUAACUUUGAUGCGGCACUAUCUCUUCUCAGAAAUCUGAAGAAAGACCCCUCUUUUCGCAAUGGUUCGGUGAAUCAGAAGCGGAGAGACCUCAUACAGCAUCUGACGCCCGUAUUGGGCACCAAAGUUGGCAGACCGUUUUGGCUGAAAGGCCGUAGCAUCAAGCACUGCAUGAAGCUUUGCCAAGGCCGCAUAAGCUGCGAGAAGAAGAUGGAUGGAGAGUAUUGCCAGAUCCACGUAGAUUUAAGCAAGGGGUUCAGGUCCAUCCAGAUCUUCUCCAAGAGCGGCAAGGAUAGCACCAAAGACCGAGCCGCAUUGCACGGAGCUAUACGCGACUCUCUCAACAUUGGAAAACCCAAUUGCAGGCUCUCCAAGGGAUGUAUCCUUGAGGGUGAGCUCGUGGUCUACAGUGACUUGGAGAAGAAGGUUCUACCUUUCCAUAAGAUUCGCAAAUACGUCACAAGAUCAGGCAGCUAUCUGAAUACGGAAGCAGACUCGCAGCGUUAUGACCACGAACACUUGAUGAUUGUUUACUUCGACGUUCUACUCAUCGAUGGAGAGUCUCUACUGGGCGCCAGCCAGAAUGAGCGAUUCGAGCGGCUGGAUAAGUUGAUUACCCGCCGAAAGGGUCAUGCAGACCUUGUAGAACGCCAAGUCAUCGACCUCAAUGAUAGAAUGGGAGCACAUUAUCUGCGACGAGCCUUUGCUGAGUCGAUCACUGCCCGGGAGGAAGGCCUGGUUCUGAAGCCAGAUGACCCCUAUUUCGACUUCAGUGAGGACCGCCGCUCCUUUGCUGGUUGCCCCAUCAAGCUGAAGAAAGAGUACAUUGGAGGUUUUGGUGAUGUGGGCGACUUUGCUGUGGUUGCAGCGCGGUACGAUGCAGACAAGGCAAAGUGCUACGGCAUUCCAAGUCUCAAGUGGACACACUUCUAUCUCGGCUGUCUCAAGAACAAGGACGAUGUACAAAGGCGCCAGGCCCAGCCUGAGUUCACAGUGGUUCACCAGGUGGAACUCAACGAGACCCUUCUCAAGACCGUCUCAUCCUACGGAAACCCGAUGCCAGUGUCUUUCGAUAACAAUGAUGCCUUGAUUCUGCAUCUUGCACCAGGCAUUGCUCAACAAAAGAUGCCUACCGUUGUCUUUACCGAACCGCUGGUCUUCGAUGUCCGCUGUUUCUCGUUUGAUAAGGAGGGAAACACCGGCUUCUGGCAGCCGAGGUUCCCCCAGGUGUCCAAGGUGCACUUUGACCGAUCCUUUAUGGACACAAUCUCUUUCUCCGAGCUGCAGGCCGUGGCUGAAGAAGCAACCACAACCCCGGCCAUGGAAGACAGUCAAGAAAUGUUGGACUGGAUUGCUAAACUGGAAAGAGCAGACCCUCGUGGUGUGCCUGUUGAUGCCGUCAGCCAGUCCACAACGGGCUCUCUCAUGACGCCAUCUCGUACUUCUUCCGUCCGACCUUCAACUUCGCCGGCGCCGAAUUACUCCAUGAGCCCUACCAAACCUCUCCAGCGAUUACCGGCACUGGUCGAAGCCCCAGAGCCAAUUCUCAUCACUCCUCCAACCUCAUCAGCAAGAGCAGAAGAGAUGGACCGUAUCGCUGAAGACAAUACUGCCAGCGAAGCAGCAAACUCGCCGAGGGCCAGCAAACGGGCUCUAGAGGGAAAAGUCGCGACUCCGCAGAAGCGACAGAGAGUUUCUUCCGAAUCUGGCACCAACGAUCGAGAGCUGCCUCCGCCAACCCGUCGACCGCUCGGGGAUAUCAGUGCCAAUCAGACGUCUAUCUCUCCUCAGGCGUCCCAGUCGGCGACAGCCAAGCACACCAAAAUGGAUAAGUCAGGACCUCAAGCAGCCGUUGUUGCCUUGGACGAGCCAGACGAACAAGCGGCAGAAUCUGCAGCAGACACAAUUGAAACGCGUCAAAAGAGCGCACCAGACUCCUCGUCUACACAAUCGAGACCCAAGUGUCAACACGCAGGCGACAAUUGUCUCUUUACAGACACUAUUGUCCUGCUCGCCCCCUGUAUCGCACACCAACCCUGGGUCACUGAGAACCUCCUUCCUCUUCACGGCAUUCACGAAUGGACCGCGGAUCCGCAAGACUGGAUAGCUUCCUCCGACACAACCACAUCAUCUUCAUCAUCAUCAUCAUCCAUAUCCUCAACGCCCGCAUCCAUCUCAGUCACGAGCCGCUCCAGGAGAAAACGACCCCGAAAAAUCUGCUUCGUCGAACACAACCGCAGAGAAGCGACAAAGACACUCAUGAGACGGCUGGAGAGCAACCCGGUGUAUACGUCGAGCGGUAGGCGCGAGUAUGUCGAGGUAUAUGACUGGCGCCUUUUGGAAGACGUCACGGCGUUGGAAAAGGUGCUCAGGGGAUCCAAGCCGUCGAAGGAGCAACCAGAUCCCAAGAGGAAGUGGUGGGUUGGAUUGGCUUAG